AUGGAAUGGUCCAUCCGACUCCUGGCCUGCCUGGUGGGCAUCCUCCCAAUGGGAUCCUUUGUGAGAACUAAGAGAGAUACUACCGGGAACUUGCUCAACACAGAGGUGCACAGUGCGCCGGCGCAGCGCUGGUCCAUGCAGGUGCCGGCCGAGGUGAGCGCGGCGGCAGGCGAGGCGGCGGUGCUGCCCUGCACCUUCACGCACCCGCACCGCCACUACGACGGGCCGCUCACCGCCAUCUGGCGCGCGGGCGAGGUCUACGCGGGCCCGCAGGUGUUCCGGUGCGCGGCGGCGCGGGGCAGCGAGCUCUGCCAGACGGCGCUGAGCCUGCACGGCCGCUUCCGGCUGCUCGGGAACCCGCGGCGCAACGACCUGUCGCUGCGCGUCGAGCGCCUCGCCCUGGCCGACGACGGCCGCUACUUCUGCCGCGUCGAGUUCGCCGGCGACGUCCACGACCGGUACGAGAGCCGCCACGGCGUCCGGCUCCGCGUGACCGCCGCCCCGCGGAUCGUCAGCCUGUCGGUGCUGCCCGGCCCGGCGCACGCCUUCCGCGCGCUCUGCACGGCCGAGGGGGAGCCGCCGCCCGUCCUCGCCUGGUCCGGCCCGGCGCUGGGCAACCGCUCGGCCGCCGCGUCGGGCCCGGGCCAGGGGCACGGCCACCAGGUGACCGCCGAGCUGCCCGCGCUGGCGCACGACGGCCGCUACACGUGCACGGCCUCCAACAGCCUGGGCCGCGCCGAGGCCAGCGUCUACUUGUUCCGCUUCCGCGGCGCCCCCGGGGCCCCGGCGCUCGCGCUCCCGCUCGGCGCGCUCGGCCUCAAGGCGCUGCUGCUGCUCGGCGUCCUGGCCGCCCGCGCCGCCGCCCGCCGCCGCCGAGAGCACCCAGUUGCCCAGGACACCCCACCAUGGCCCCAGGCUCAGGAGUCCAACUAUGAGAAUUUGAGCCAGAUGAGCCCUCGGGACCCAGCAGCAGCCACAUGUCUACCAUGAGGACCCCUUGGCCACUGCCAUCCACGUGUACGCCAUGAGGAGCAGAGGCCAAGGCCGGACUUGGCUGGGGCAGCCCUUCCUGGGUCCCAGCCAUGCUGGCAGCCCGUUGCUGGGCAACCUCCUGCAAAGGCUGUCACGAGCCCACUCAUGGAGGCUUACUGGUCUCCUGCGAGGAUGUCUGUUCCAGAGCCCCUGUGAUAUUUAUGUCAGUGGGACCAGCGUUUUGAAAAAAUGUGUGUGUGUGUGUGCACCCAUGCACAUGUAUGAGCUCCAGCAUGAAGCUUAUGGACAAACUCUCACCCUUUCUUACAUAGAACAUCAUAGUAAAACAGGCAGGACGUUGGUCAGAGGGUCUCCCGGGCUCUGACUUGCUGUGUGGACCGGGUCACUUUUUCCCCCUCUCUGGGUCUCAGUUUGUCUACUCAUGAACAUGGACAAUAAUAUUCUUCCCUCCUGGCGGAUCAGCCUCUCAAGAUCUGAGGAAAUAAUGGAGUGAAGGGACUUUGGGAAGUACAGAGCCAUGUACAGCUGUGAGGUGAGUCACAUGCUCCUCCUUGCAGGCACCCUUGGGACGUGCAGAGAGUUCUAGGACAAGUGGGGGGCCACCCCACACACACACCAGCCUGGCUGAGAACCAGGAUUCCAGAGAGCAAGCCUGGAGCUGGGGCUGCUGAGGCUGGGGUGGGGUAUAUAACUGUGGUCCAAGGAGCAGGCUGGGAUCCCUGCCCGCCCCCCACCCAGGGUCUCCUCUGUGACUGACCCCCCUCUUGGCCCAUCGACUGACCACUCUGCACUCCCUGGAACUGUGGCCCCUGUGAAAAAGAAAUGAAACACCCAUCAUCUGGCUGUAUCUGGGAUCCAUUUUCCUCAAGGACCAAAAGCUGAGAGGCUGGAGGGGCAGCCGGGGCUGUGGGGUCCUGUGGAUAAAGCAGCUGCAGCUGUGGCCUCUCCCUACAACCUACGCCCUUCCUGGACGUGUGAGGUCCAAGAACACCUGCCAUUUCACCGCAUCUGCCCAACACUUCUCACACUGGCCUUCCACGUUCACACUUCAGUGCGAGCUUGUGCAUUUUAGCUCCCACAGUGCAGUCCUUGGGAUCAGGGAGGGGACCAGGGAGGAGGUGGUGCUUGGGACCAGGGCAGGCUGGCAAGAAGAGAAGGGCCACAGAGCUAGGGGACUGAAGAGGCCACGGGGACAAACUUUCUCUCCUUUGGAACUUUGCCCAAAGCUCAGGUGGUGACCCAUGUAGGGAAGGGCCCUCACUGACGCUCUUCUGGGGCGGUGGCCUGAAGGUUGAAGCUCAUGUGCUUCAGCCCCUAACUUUGUAUUAGGAUCAUUUCCAACAUGUGCGCACGCGCGCACACAAGCUGUAAAAGACAAUCACCCAGAUACCUACCACCUACAUUCAAUAGUUACUACCAUUUUGCCAUACUUGCUAAUGGGCACGUGUGCAUACGUGACCCAGGAGACUUGGCGUUUUCAAGACAGGAGUCCCCCACCCCCCA
Molecule: messenger RNA, 2496 nt
Organism: Nyctereutes procyonoides (raccoon dog)
Lineage: Eukaryota; Metazoa; Chordata; Mammalia; Carnivora; Canidae
Gene: SIGLEC15
Product: sialic acid binding Ig like lectin 15
Exons: 6
Coding region: 1-990 (329 amino acids)
Biological process (GO): regulation of actin cytoskeleton organization; regulation of osteoclast development; regulation of bone resorption
Cellular component (GO): plasma membrane
Source: RefSeq, a predicted model, not a curated record